Camelus dromedarius (Arabian camel) is the source of this 14966-nucleotide messenger RNA. RefSeq names its product ATP binding cassette subfamily A member 13 (gene ABCA13). Lineage: Eukaryota; Metazoa; Chordata; Mammalia; Artiodactyla; Camelidae. Gene Ontology annotation, molecular function: ABC-type transporter activity; lipid carrier activity; ATP binding. Gene Ontology annotation, cellular component: intracellular membrane-bounded organelle; membrane. The transcript has 52 exons. Gene Ontology annotation, biological process: transmembrane transport; lipid transport. The record is from RefSeq and is a predicted model, not a curated record. Bases 1 to 13605 code for a protein of 4534 amino acids.
AUGGGGCGGGCUGGGCGCCAGUUCCGAGCCCUGCUCUGGAAAAACUGGCUCUGCAGAAUCAGGCACCCGGUCCUUUCCCUGUCUGAAUUCUUCUGGCCGUGUAUCCUGUUCAUGAUCCUGACCAUCCUUCGUUUUCAAGAACCUCCCAGACAAAGAGACAAUUGUUACUUGCAACCCCGGGAUCUGCCCAGCCGGGGCGUCUUCCCGUUUGUCCGAAGCCUUCUGUGCAACACUGGGUCGAGGUGCAGAAACACCAGUUAUGAAGGGUCUGGUGAGCACCGUUUUGGUUCGUCUAGGUUCCAGGGUAUAAUCGGCCGUGGCGAGAAGAUCAACGACCUGGCCUUCUUGAUGGAGAUCCAGGACCUUGCCGAGGAAAUUUACAAAAUGAUGGACAAGGCACAAAACUUACAAGAACUCUGGGUAGAAAGAUCCAAGACCCCAGGUGCCUCUGAUGGCUCCAGCUUUUUAUCAAUGGACCUCAAUCAGACCGAGGAGGCGAUAGCGACACUGGAACGUCUGCUCCGGCAGCGCCAGGUCUGGGACUUCCUCCUUUCCCUGCCGGGGCUGUUCGCGCACAACGUGCACGUGGAGGACGGCGUCCGGGCUGCGCUUCACCUGCUCCGCGCGGUGUUCAAGGUCUUAACUUCCACAGAGGGACUUCUGCUGGUGGAAAAGAAGUUGCACGCCCUUGGGGAUGAGCAUGUGGGCUUUCUUUUAUCUUUCAUGGAAUAUUUGGAGAAAUUUUUAUUGCCGAAUCUUUUCGACUCAGACGGGGCUCCCAGAUUCCGUAACCUCUCAUUUCUCCCCGAGACUAUUCUAAAUACAAGUCAUUUGUGGAUAAGUCGUUUUAAAAGUUUAGAGAGAGACCCAUCUAUGCAGACACUUCUGGAAUCCGGCGAAGAGAUGAUCAAAAAAGUCCAAACUCUUGAAAGUCUCUGGAUAAGGAAGGAAUCAAGAAAUAUCUCGAGACUCAUGGAACUGGUGCUUUUUCAAAUUAACCCCAAGUUACUGGAUUUGUGGAUGCAUGGCCUUUUGGAAGGAGAAAAAGCUAAACUGGAAAUCUUGCCUACAGUUGCAAAUUUUUCUGAUCCAGAAAGUGAGACGGUUCUCAGGAAAAGCCUUAAUUUAUCCCAGUUGUUCCAUUUAGAUGGGCCUACAUCGCCAGCCACGGAAAUGGAUUUUGUUCGUCUAAGUGAAAUUAUGAUAAAAAGUCUCCAAGAAUUUGGAUUUCUGAGGCAGGAGCAGGUCUCGAAAGCUGUGGACACAGUCUACGCCCUGAGGAACGCAUCUGAUCGUUUCUCAGCCCUUUCGGAACCUCAGAAACGAGACGUUGAUCAAAUGUUGACUCAUCUGUAUGUCAGUGUCUUCCAGGACCCAGACGCAGCCUUGCUUCUGCAGAUUUAUUCUUCAUUUUACCAAAGCAUAUAUCAGUUCUUGAGCAUUCGGAGUGGAGAAUCUUUGCUGUCUCCCCUGGCACAAACCUCAAAACACAUUUUGAACCUCACAAAGCAGUUUGAUCUCCAAGACGUCAGUAAAGCAAUCGCGUUCUUCCAUGAAACAGCGAGGGUUCUCGGGGGAAUUUCUGAAGCAUCUUCUUGUCAGCAGUUGCUUGCGAUUUUUAACUUUUUGGAGCGUCAAGCCCAAACCCCAGUGUCUACAGAGGGCCCAGACACGGCAGCGAUCCACGCGACUCUGACGGGCCUCAGGCAGCUCUUCACCGUGGACGAGGAUUUCCGUGUUGCUUUGCUUCAGUACGUGAGCCAGCUCUUCAACGGCUCAGUAGAAGCCCUGCUGGGCAAUGAAUGCUCUGUUUUGGGUGAUAAAAGCAUUUCUCCUGUGAACUAUUCGAUAGAUGGGGGGUCUUCAGUCAUUCCUCCGUGGGCUCAGAUCCUUUCCAGCCCCUCAGCCAACGGCAGUAAGCUCAGUGAGUUUAUGGGGGUCCACUGCACCGUCUCAUGGCUUCAGAUGUGGACUGAAAUCUGCACGUACGUGGCUCGGAUGUGUCAGCUGGACGUGAGUGUUCUCAGUCCUCUCCACGAUGGCCUCACUCAGCUUUUAGGUGAGCUGGAAGGAGAUGUGAACAUUCCUCAGGGCUGCCCGGGACUGUUUCCCACCCAUCACCCUGCUCGCCUCUUACUACAUUUGUUUACAAAUUUAACCCCACCAGAUGGCUUUCACGAUUGGGGCAACGUUCUGAGUCUUAAGGGCCUCUCGGCAGCAUUAAGAGAUGGGUUAGUCAGAGCAAAGCUGCUCCGCCUGGGCCACGUGGAGAAAUUCCUCUUCACCGUGGAAACUGCCCUGAGUCAGCUAAAGUCACUCCCAUCAAACACGCCUGGGAGCAGAGGGUUCUUACGUUCUGUGCUUGAUGUUUUCAUGCAGUUGAGCAACACUUCAGAACAGACGGAGAGACGUGUCCAUUGGACCCAUCGCUUUCUUUCAAACAACCUCUCAAAUUAUGAAGCAGAGUUUGAAAGUCUCAUUCCUCGCCUGAGAGAAACACUAUUAUUUCUUAAAAAUGUGUCUCACGACCGAGAUUUACUGUCCUGUGCUGACGUCUUCCGAAAUGUUACGGAGUUUAUUUUGGAAGGUGGCCUAUUCUGUGUAAAUACUUCACAGAGGAUGUGGCACCUUCUGGCCGUGUUAAAUUCCACGUUUUCCUCCGAGGACGCAGUUAGCAGACUGGAGGGGUGCGUUGCGUGGAUAGACGCCGUCAACCGUCUGUGUGUGAUGCGUAACUCCAGCUUUUCACAAGGCCGUCCUCAGGGCAUUUUGGGGAGCUUUGCGGACGUGGAAGACAAAAUUAACUCCACCUUGAAGCUUGUUACUUGGAUGUUGCCUGGAAUGGAACCCAGCUGUUCACCGAAUACAUCAAAUAUGAAUUGUGUGAAUGCUUACUUAAAAAAUGUGACUGCCUUGCUGAACGCGAUACUUGCUACAGUCUUUGAGAAAGAAGGGGUUCCCGAAUUUGAGAUUUUAUCGACUCUUUUCAAUGAUUCCACAAACCAAGUCAAGAUGGUUAUCAGCCACUUGACGAGAGACUUCGACUUUCCAUCUCAGUCCAAUUGGACACGUUUCACUGAGCUGAUUCCAAAACCCAUUGAAAGAGCAGACAAAACGCCACAUCGGUUUCAAAACAUCUGGCCACGUUUGGCAGCUCUGGGGAAGGGAGUUCAAACACUCGUGAAAGGUAUUUCCGCUAACGUCCUGGGAAAUGACACCUCUUCUAAAACUGAAAAAAUUUUACAGGUAUUUGCUACCAGUGCAAGGGAAACAGACAUACACGGUGUAGGCAACUCAUUGUAUCAGUUGGCUGGUUACCUUGCUCUCAAUUUAUCUCACGAUCCCCAGCAUCCACCCAGAACAAGUGCGCACGAAAUGCUGAAAGCUGUGGGUCUCAGCAUGCAACUGGCGAGGGACGCGUUCAGCUCCCUGAUGCCCUCAGUUUAUCACAAUAUUCCGCAAGGCCCAGGCAAUUUCCAGGUCGUAAAGAAGGUGGCUUCUCUCCUGCGCAAUCUCAAGAAGACGGUCAUAGACCUGCUGGUAGGUCAGGUGGAACAAAUCGGUGACAGCCUGGUGGGUUUCUUUCAGAAUGUCAGCCGGUUAGGUCCUGGCGGUUUGGGGGUCAACUUGCUCGUUGACCUGAUGGAGAAGCUUGUAGACAGCUCCCGCGCCUGGAAUGUCAACCACCUGCUGAGGCUCUCACGUCUGUUUCCUAAAGAUGACGUGAGCGCCGUGGUGGACGCGUACUACGGGCUCCCUCACGCCGUGAGGCUCCUGCGGGGAGCGGCGGACAAAAACGUCACGGCCGCCCUCAAGGACGUCUACAACUUCACCCUUCUCCACGGCACCCGCAUCGCCAACGUCAGCAAGGAAGACUUCGCCGAGGUCAUCAAAACUCUUUCGGCCAUGAUUGAACUCAUCUCAGAUAAACCAGAAGUUCUUUCCGAGGCUUUAACUUGUCUCCCCGUGUUUUGGUGCGGGAAUCACUCAGCUUCUGGACUCCGGCAGAACCCCGAGUUCGAAAGCUGUGCUGCCCACGUGCUCACGUUCCCGGCCUUGUACAGCGGCGUGGCCGGCGUACUUGCCCACCUGCGUCUGUCUGCCCCAGGGGAGGAGUCACGGUGUUUAAACGAAGGCUCACAGGAGGAAGUAACUAGGAAAGUGGUCUGUGCGAUGCAUGAAUUUAUGGACUGGAACUCCAUUCUUCUAGAGCUGUCUGAAGUCUUCCGUGUUAGAACGCUGCUGGUGAAAAAUGUGCAAGAGUUUUGGCAAAAGGUGUUGCCAUUUGUCCCGGCUCCUGGAAAUCACAGCAGGGGGAGCCUCUCUGAACUUUGUCCCCGUGGGCCCAUCAAGCAAGUUGCUUUGCAAAUUAUAGAGAAAUUAAAAAAUGUCAACUUUACAAAAGUCACAUUGGAUGGCAACCUUCUUGACAAGCUAGGUAGUUUAAACGUUGACGAAGCAGAAGCGUCUGCUCGAAAUAAUACUUUCUUAAAUUUGGAAAGGGUAAUAAACUUGCUUUCUGGCGACCAGAGCCUAGGGAACAGUACGAAUUCUCUCGUCUCCCCCUUCGUGAUGUUUCUGAAUGCAAACCUUACGGGUCGUGCUUUACAAGCAUUGUCAAGUUUUAUUAAAAAAAGUGAGGCUGCUUCUAGCCUUGAAGAACUUGGGCUUGAGUUUGACCGAAUCCUGGAAGAUCUCACCCAUGACUUGAGUAUCAGGCCCCUGUUUUCUGAAAGAAACAAAGAAAUGCAAACGGCUCAUUCAGUGCUUCUUCAAGACAUAACUUUGCAGCUUGCCCGUUUUUUGGAAAGCCUGGAUUCAUUGCCCCUGAAGGCGUUGGAAAUUGCUGAAGAUUUUGUAUUGGCUGUAAACAAGUGGCUUCAUGAAUACACAAAGGGAGGUUACUCCAGAAUGAUACAAACGUUAUUGCUCCUUGCGGCCGACGGGAGUUCAGCUGAUGGUACAGCCUCGUUGACCAAAGACGUUGCCGCCCUUUGGGGUUAUCUCAGAAACGUGUCUGGGGAAGGUCAUUUGAACGUUGUCUUUCUCCCUCGUCUGCUCAACCAAGAACGGCUAACUAAUUUCUCAGUUGUUCGGCUGCUUUUUGAAAGAUUCCUGAGCAAUCGGACCGAUACCUUAGCAGCCGUGAAUGUAAGUGAUGUGGACCUUUGGGUAGUGGAUUUCAUUGGCCGCGCCUUGAACCAGAUGCCGUCGGAGGAUGGCGAGAGGCUCACCGUCCCUCUGAGGAGCAUGGCGGAUUUCACGGAACAGCUUUUGGAAACAUUCUUCUCAUUUUUUCUAAAGGAAAAUUCUGGGGAUGAAACAGCUCUUCUGCUCAAAGAUGUCCACGGAGAUACCUCGGCAGAGAUGAGUUUUGUCCCAAAGGAUAAAAUCCUAGACAUUUUGAAAGCGGAUCAAUUUCUUACCUCCGUGAAAGAAGACAGAUUGAGGAACAUUUUUUCGACUUUAAAGGAGACUCUGUACCAUUUAGUCAAACACCCAUUUACAGUAGAUGGUGGAGGAUUCUAUUUGGAUAAUGAUCAAGGAUGGACGUUCAUGAGAGAUUUAUUUACCCGUCUUCUCACGGAAACCUUACUGAAAAACAGGACAGAUAAUGAUUUGGGGUUUCUUACGGCGGCAGUGAAGCACUUGUUUUCACAGAAGAACGGUUCCGAGGACCUUGUCAAACUCAGUCGAGAUCUGAGGGCAGCUCUUCGCCUCGUGAGAGAAGCUUCAGCAGGGAUGGCAGGUCUCCUGGACACGCUCUCGAACUCCCCUGUUAAGGACUUCCUUGGCGCGUACCCUGCCCUCCAAGAAGUCAUACUUGCCAAUUUAACUGACUUGCUUUCCUUGGCAAAUAACUCAUUCCUUCUAAGAAACAGAGCAACGCUGGAAAUUACCGAGAGGUUGCUUGGUGUGAUCGCAAGAGCUGGUGGGCACGGUCAGGUCCUGGAGCCCCUCCUGGAAAUGUCUGAUGCUCUGAUCACGCUGGUGCAGGACGGUGCUGCUUUGAGACGUCUAGCCACGUCCGUGAACUCCACCGUGGGACUUCUCAACCUGGCCAAGGGCAUUUCAAGGAGGUUGGCCUCUCUGGUUGCAGCUCAUUUCACUGCCAGCGCCAAUGACACCAUGAAAAUUUUCGACACUCUUUAUUCCGUUUUGCAACAAAGUGUUCGAAAUGUCGUGAAUGAAACAGCUACUGUGAAAAAAGGGGAUCAGUUACUAUUUGAAAAGAUAGAUGCCUUGUUGACACCGUUUCUCGACUUGGCUUUUGGGAUGAUUGGAGUCAAACCUAAUAGCUCACAGGACUCUGAUAUUUUCAACACGUCAGCUCGCGUAUUCGCUUAUGUGAACCAGUCCGAAAAGUUUUAUGAUCUUUCGGAAGAGAUAGCUGGGUUUCUAAGUUCUGUGAACAUCGAUGCGGGAGAUGUGGAACAUCUCGUGGUAGCAUUUAACAAUGAGACCGAAGGGUUUCCCGUGGAUUCUGUCGGCUUGUGGGAAGAAAUCCUGGCUUGCUUAAUUCCUAUAAAUAACAUCGCCAACCAGAUAGAGUUUUUAUUCUCGAAUCCAAGUUCCACUCGUGUUGGCCCUCAAGACACAGCGUGGGGAAGACCUCAAAACGUGGUCCUGUUUCUGCGUGAAAUGCUCUCACAAAACAGCACAGAAAUAGAGGCUUACUGGAGACGGGGGAUUGGUCGCAUCUUAGAAGCUCGUUGGAACGACUUGGGAGAGGAUGUCCGGAAGGUUUUUGAUCUGUUGCCGUCAUCGGCUCGGCAUCCAGACGAGCUUUGGAAAGCCAUAAAAACCAUGGUGGGGGUCCCCAGUGGACUCACAAGGGACUACUCGCGUGGUGCGAGUGACGCUUUGCUUUUCAGCACCUCUGUGAUUCAGAACGUAACUUGUCAACAGCUCGGAGAGGCGCUCGCGACGGUGCUGGGUGCGAUGGCUCUCCUGCAGAAGGAGCUUCUGCAAAACAGCCCUCACUGGGCACAUUCCCUGAGAACCUGGCUUCAGCCCAUUGCUGAGAUUUUCAUUAACGCCACCGCUGGAAAGAACAUCACGUCAGGAGCAGAAGAGACGCCGGAGAAGGGGCAGGCUGAUUCCCCUUUCCCCCUCACACUGGUACCACGUUGCGAGAAAUUCCUGAAGGGCUUAAUUGCAUGGACUGAAUACUGGCAGGAGGUUUCACUGUCAGAUCAAAGUGUUGCUGAAGUGUGUCGGGCUUUCCAGCAGCCUGUGGAGCCCCUGGAAGCUACAGCGGCCCUGCGGAGAGCGGGGAUGCUGGCCCUGCGUGCGCUGGUUCUCCUUGCAGAAAACCCUUCCUGGACCGAGGACGUCCUCUGUGUCCCUCUGAGUGACGAGCAGGGCUGGAUAAGGCGCCUCGCUUUAUCUGUUCUCCGAGGGGUCACUCUGGUGCAGGACCACCUCCAGGAAACGGCAGAGCUGUGGGCCUCCCCCCAUCAGCCAAGCUGUGAAGAUCUGAGCAGGAAUCUCUCCAGCGCCUUGCGGAGCUUCCGGAGCGCCUUGGAGAAGGCCCGUGUGCGGAGCUGUGCCUGCGGGUCCCCGCCGGGCCCCGGCCCCCGGCCCCUGCGCACGUUGGCCCGAAGCCUCGAGAAGACUUUGCUGUCUGGGAACCCCAUUAUGACUUUCCUUGGCAAUUUCUCAGUAACUCAGGAUGUAAAAGUCAAAGACGUGAUACAGAACGUCACCAGGUUAACCGAAGGGCUUCGGACGUCUCUGCACAUCUCAGACGCGACCAUCGAGGGCAUUUUAGAAGCCAACGUCUCCCAUUCAAAGGUCCUCCCGAGUGCCCUGGCGGUGGCCUUGUCCGGAAGAUGUGACCGGGACGUGCUGCGCCUCCUGCUGGAGUUCCCCGAGGGGGCAGAGUCCAGGGCGGUGGCGGAGCUGUGCGGGCUGCCUGGGGACAAGGUGUACUCCCUGAUCGUGCUCAUGGCUCAGAAUCUGAACCUGCGGAAUUUCGUUUACAAGACUCUGAUCCCUUCGGAGGCCAGCGGCCUGCUCAGCUCCAUGUUGGACGUCAUGUCCCGGCUCAGCCACCUGCUUCCCAAAGCCGGCCGCGUCCUGGACUACCUUCCCGAGUUCCUCCAGGCGUUUAAAUUAGCUGGCCUUCAAGAGGCUUCAGAGAGCAAGCAGGCCCAAGGUUCAGCCUUCGGUUCUUUCCAGUCUUUGAUGAGGACCGUGUGCACGGAGCAAGCGUCUUUCUUGAGCAGCUCUGACACGUUUAUGAACCUGCCAAGAGUGGACGACCUCUUAGGGCAAGACAGAGACAAAUUCAACAUUCCUGAAGAUGCGACACCGUUUUGCUUGAAGCUUUACCAGGAAAUCCUGCGGUCCCCGAAUGGCGCUUUGGUGUGGUCCUUCCUCAAACCUGUGUUACAUGGGAAAAUCCUGUACACACCGAACACUCCGGAGAUUAACAAGGUCGUUCAGAAGGCAAAUUAUACUUUCAGUUUUGUGGACAAGCUGAAGACUUUGUCAGAGACACUGCUGAAAAUGUCCAGCGUCUUUCAGGGCAGUCGAAGUGGCCAGAUGCUCAGCCAACUGCAGGGAGCCCUGAGGGACAGAUUUCUAAGGAGCUUUGUAGAGAGCCAGCUGCACAUCGAUGCGGACAAACUGACGGAGGAGCUGCGGGCGUUGGGACGCAAGGUGGACGCGAUGCUGGGCCACACGGGCGCUGGCCGCGUCCACUUCCUGGGCCGGGUCCUGGUCAACCUGUCUUCCUGUGUGGCCCUGAGCCGCUUCCAGGCCCUGGACUCUGUCCCCGCUCUGGAGUCAAAGGCACAGGAGCUGAUGCGGCGGAACGAUUUCUUGGCCAGCAUCAUAUUCAACACUUCCGGACCCGGUAGGAACCUCAACUCGGGGUCCCUCCAGCUGCCGCCCCACGUCACCUACACCAUCCGCACCAGUGUCCUGUACAGCAUGAGAACGGACCUGGUGACAAACCCCUCCUGGAAGUUCCAUCCUCAGAGCCUGCCGGCCGACGGGUUCAAAUAUAACUACGUCUUCGUCCCGUUGCAAGACAUGAUCGAUAGAGCCAUCGUUUCGGUGCAGACCGGGCGGGACGCCCUGGAGCCGGGCACGCAGGCGCAGGCCAUGCCCUACCCCUGUCACUCCAGCGACCUAUUCUUGAACAACGUGGGCUUCUUCUUCCCCCUGAUCAUGAUGCUGACGUGGAUGGUGUCCGUGGCCAGCGUGGUCCGGAAGCUGGUUUACGAGCGGGAGGUCCAGCUGGAGGAGUAUGUGAGGAUAAUGGGGGUGCACCCCGCCGUGCCCUUCCUGGCCUGGUUCGUGGAGAACAUGGCCGUGCUGUCCCUGAGCAGCGCCGCGCUGGCCGUCGUCCUGAAGGCAAGCGGCAUCUUCACGCACAGCAACGCCUUCAUCGUGUUCCUCUUUCUCCUGGACUUCGGGGUGUCGGUCGUCAUGCUGAGUUACUUCCUGAGCGCGUUCUUCAGCCAGGCCAACACGGCUGCCCUCUGCACCGGCCUCGUGUACAUGAUCAGCUUUCUGCCCUACAUCGUCCUGUUGGUUCUGCACAACCAGCUGAGCGUGGCCGUGCAGACACUGCUGUGCCUCCUCUCCACAACCGCCUUUGGACAAGGAGUAUUUUUUGUCACAUUCCUGGAAGGGCAAGAGACCGGAAUUCAGUGGAGCAACAUGUACCAGCCCCCGGGACAGGCAGACAUGACCUUCGGCUGGGUUUGCUGGAUGCUCCUCUUGGAUUCAGGCCUUUAUUUUCUGUGUGGAUGGUACUUGAGCAACUUGAUUCCUGGAACGUUCGGCUUAAGGAAACCAUGGUACUUCCCCUUUACCGCGUCCUACUGGAAGAGCGUGUGUGGUCUGGGGGUGAAGAGGGAGCGCACACCGACUUCUGAUCUGUUCUUCGUCCGUGAGAACUCUGACGGUAAAGACUCAUCACUGCAAACCGGGGAAGGAACCCCCCUGGGCGUCACCCUGGUGUCUGUGACCAAGGAGUAUGAACGCCACCAGCCGGCGGUCCGAGACCUGACCCUGACCUUCCACGGAGACCAGAUCACUGCCCUGCUGGGGACGAACGGCGCCGGGAAGACCACCGUCAUAUCCUUGCUGACCGGCCUCCACGCCCCCACCUCCGGGACCAUCCUGGUCAACGGCAGGGACCUGCGGACCGACCUGCCUGCAGUGCGGAGGGAGCUGGGGCUGUGUCCGCAGCGGGACGUCCUGUUCGACGACCUCACAGUGCUGGAACAGCUGCUGCUCUUUGGCUCCAUCAAGGCCCCACAGUGGCCCCGGGAGGAGCUGCGCCGGCAGGUCAACAGGACCCUGCGGGACGUGGAGCUAACCCAGCACCAGCACAAGCAGACCCGCGCCCUCUCGGGGGGCCUGAAGAGGAAGCUCUCCAUCGGCAUCGCCUUCCUCGGCACGUCCCGGACGGUGGUUCUGGACGAGCCGACCAGUGGCGUGGACCCUUGCUCCCGGCGUGGCAUCUGGGACAUCCUUCUCAAGUACCGGAAAGGUCGGACAGUCAUCUUCACCACCCACCACCUGGAUGAGGCCGAAGCGCUCAGUGACCGCGUGGCGGUCCUGCAGCGGGGGCAGCUCCAGUGCUGCGGUCCUCCCUCCAGCCUGACUGAGGCAGCCGGCCAGGGGCUUCGCCUGACGCUCACAAAGCAGCCAGCAGUCCAGGAGGUGGACGACGCGAAGGACACAGCGUGUGUGACGUCUCUGAUCCAGACCCACAUCCCGCAGGCGUUUCUCAGAGGCAGCAGCGGCGCGGAGCUGAGCUACGCGAUUCCCGAGGAGGCAGACAGAGCCGCCUUCGAAGGGCUCUUCCAGGCCCUGGAUCAGAACCUGCGCCGCCUGCGCCUGACAGGCUACGGGCUCUCCGACGCCACCUUAGAGGAGGUGUUUCUGAAUCUCCUGCGAGACUCCCAGGAGCCGUCCGCCGCUGCCCCGGGGCCGGAGCCGCGGUCCCCCCGGCCCCCAGAGCGCGCUCCCGGUCACUGCGGCGGGACCGCAGCCCUGCGGGGUAGCCCCCUGCUACUGGCCCAGACUGCUGCCCUCCUGGGGAGGCGACUUCGCCGCUCCUGCCGGGCCUGGAGAGGCACCCUGUCCACCCUGCUCCUGCCCGUGCUCUUCGUGGGCCUGGCCAUGGCCCUGUUCAUGGUGCGGCCGCUGGCCGUCAGCUACCCUCCCCUCAAGCUGGCCCUGGGCCACUACGACACGGACGAAACGUACUUCUUCAGCAGCCGGAGUGAUGACAAGGGACUGACCCACGUGCUUUUGCAGAACUUUGGAGAUCGGGACCUGCUCUGUGCCAACUCGAACCCCGGCCUGAAGAAUUCUCCGUGCUGGCACACGGACCCCGCCCCUCCCCCAGGAGUCCAGGAUCCCUGUGGCUGCCAGAAGUGUCCGAAUGGAAGUGUCCAGGCGCCCUACCUGGCCAACCGCCUGGGCCACAGGCUGCUGAAUCUCUCGGCCUUGCGCCUGGAGGAGUAUUUGCUGGCACCGGCUGAGAAACCCAGGCUUGGAGGCUGGUCUUUUGGAGUGAGCAGCCCCGAUCAAGAUGCAAAUUCAAAUAUAUCGAAACCAAAAACUCUGGCAAAGGUGUGGUAUAAUCAGAAGGGCUUCCAUGCCCUCCCGUCCUAUCUAAACCACCUGAACAACCUCAUCCUGUGGAGGCUCCUACCCCCCACUGUGGACUCGAGACAGUACGGAAUAACGGUCUACAGCCACCCGUACGGAGGGGCCUUGCUGAACGAGGACAGGAUCCUGGAGAGCAUCCGCCAGUGCGGCGUGGCCCUCUGCAUCGUGCUGGGCUUCUCCAUCCUCACCGCCUCCAUCAGCGGCGCCGUGGUGCGGGACCGGGUGACCGGAGCCAAGAGGCUGCAGCACCUCAGCGGCCUGGGCUGCAGGACGUACUGGGUCACUAACUUCGCGUGUGACAUGCUCUUUUACUUGAUUUCCGUCUGCCUGUGUGUGGCCGUCGUGGUCGCCUUCCAGUUAACGGCAUUUACUUUCCGCCAGAACCUGGCAGCCAUGGCCCUGCUGCUGGCGCUGUUCGGGUACGCGACGCUCCCGUGGAUGUACCUGAUCUCCAGAAUCUUCUCCAGUUCCGACGUUGCUUUCAUCUGCUAUGUGUCCCUGAACUUCGUCUUUGGCCUCUGCACCUUGCUGAUGACCGUCAUGCCCCGGCUGCUGGCCAUCACCUCCAAAGCCCAGAAUUUGCAGAGCAUCUACGACGUCCUCAAGUGGGUGUUCACAGUUUUCCCUCAGUUCUGCCUGGGCCAGGGCCUGAUAGAACUGUGCUACAAUCAGAUCAAGUAUGACCUGACCCACAGCUUCGGUGUGGACUCCUACGUGAGCCCCUUUGAGAUGAACUUCCUGGGCUGGAUCUUUGUACAGCUGGCCUCGCAAGGCACGGUUCUGCUCCUCCUGAGGGUUCUGCUGCACGGGGACCUUCUCCAGUGGUCCAGGCGUCCCCCUGCCAUGCAGGGCACAGUCACAUUUUCUAAGGACAUAGACGUUGAAAAGGAGCAAAUGAGGGUGUUGAAAGGGAGAACCGAAGGAGACAUCCUCGUGUUGUGCAACCUCAGUAAAAGUUACAGAAGCUUUUGCAGGAGAACCACCGCUGUGCAGGACGUGAGCUUGGGCAUACGGAGAGGGGAGUGUUUUGGGCUCUUAGGGGCGAACGGAGCUGGGAAGACCACCAUGUUCAAAAUGCUGAAUGGCGACACCCCUCCAACCUCCGGACACGCUGUCAUCAGGACACCCAUGGGAGAGGACGUGCGUCUGUCUUCGGCUGGUGCAGCCGGCGUUCGUAUUGGCUACUGUCCGCAGCAGGACGCCCUGGACGACUUCCUGACCGGCUGGGAGCAUCUCCACUAUUACUGCUGCCUCCGUGGGAUUCCAAAGCAGUGCAUCCCCGAGGUUGCUGGGGACCUGGUGAGGCGCCUACACCUGGAAACCCACGUGCACAAACUGGUGGCCACCUACAGCGGGGGCACCAAGAGGAAGCUGUCUACAGCCCUGGCCCUGCUGGGGAAACCCGACCUCCUUCUGCUGGAUGAGCCCAGCUCUGGGAUGGACCCCUGCUCGAAGCGGUACCUGUGGAAAGCCAUCGCCAAGGAGGUUCAGGAAGGCUGUGCAGUGGUGCUGACCUCUCACAGCAUGGAGGAGUGUGAGGCGCUCUGCACCAGACUUGCUGUGAUGGUCCGGGGCAGCUGCCGGUGCCUGGGCUCCCCUCAGCACAUCAAGAACAGGUUCGGUGAAGGCUACACAGUGAAGGUCUGGCUCCGCGAGGAGGCAAGUCAGAAUGAACACGCUGCCGUUUGUGACUGCUUGACGCUCUGUUUCCCAGGAUUGCAGUUUAAGGGGCAGCGCCAUAAUCUAUUGGAAUACGAUGUGCCGAAAAGACGGGGCUGUCUGGCUGACCUGUUCAAAGUUCUAGAGAACCAUAAAAACGUCUUGAAGAUCAGACAUUACUUCAUCACCCAAACCAGUUUGGAGCAGGUUUUUAUUAAUUUUGCCACCGAGCAGCAGCAAACUCCGCCACCUUCUGCGGAUCCAGCCUCUGACCGCGACCGCCCGCAGCACCUGCCCAUCUAAACACUGUGUUGUCCUUUGUUGUAAUUAAUUCUCCGAGAUCAAAGGGGUGCGAGGCACCGGAGAACACGCGGCAGGCAGUCAACUUUCCUGCUCUCCUUCAUUUUCUACCUGGAAACUCUUUGUUAAUUAAUUACCGACAAGCUGGAAAGCCGUUCCUCUCUGCAGACUUUUGGGGAGCUGCUCCGACACACUGCCUCUGUCUGCCAAGCCAGGGUGGGGGCCAGGCUCGUGUGACAGGGCGUGAACAAACGGACAGCGGUCAGGCUGGGACGUCCUGGAGCUGGAAAGGCUGUCGGAGGCUGGCCAUGCCGAAUAGCUCACUUUCCUUUUAAGGAGACUGAAGCCCCCGAGGUUAAAACCUUUCCUAACGUAUUGCAUAAGGAAAAGUACUAUUUUUGUCUUCUUUUUACCAAAUCAUGUUUGCAUGUGUCUAAAUAACAAUUCACAAUUCAAUGAGUUAAAAAUCACGCUUUGCUUAAUCCUGGAUGGCAUUAAAUGGGAUGAUAUUUAAAAAUGCCAUUUUUUCCCUACAAAAGAUGCUUUUUUUUAAAAAAAAAUAAUGAGUUUUUUAGUCGAAACUUUAGCAAAAUUAAAUAAAUCGAACUGGGUACUCUGUAUCAUUCAUAAAAAGUUUUACUAGAAUUUCACAGAUUGUAUAUUUAAGGCAAUAUAGAAAGAAAUACAAGGUGUAGAUAUAUUUUUCUUUUUAUUCAUUUGGAUUUAUGUUUACUAUUCUUAAAAUUAUUCGGAGCCAGUGGUUUUUGGUGUUUCCAUAUCAGGGGCACCAGCAUCUCCUGGGAGCAGGCUGGACAGAGUCCCAGACUCCGGGGUGGGAGGUCCGCAGUCUGGGUGUCCACAAGGCCCCCACGCUGGUUUCUGAUGCCCAGCACCUGUCUGUGUCUGUGACUCAAAAGAGCUUCCAGUCAGGCAUUUCUGAGUUGAAAUAUUUCUCAGCCUUCUUUGAAUAACGUUUUUUUCUGCCCCCCCCCCCCAUGGAGGGCUGCACUGAUUUCAUUUUAAAAUUUAACUUUACUCACUGAAGUUUCUGAGUUAACAGUAGCUUGCGAUCAGAGGCAAACGCUUUCUUGGGACGUUUCUUCGCUAACAUCAGAUUUCAUUUGGCUGUAUCUCUCCCGGACGUCACCCUGCGUUAGAGAUGUUUCUAAACGGUCAGGAGGAAGCCUGGAAUCACAGGCCGUUUUGACUGAACGAUUCUGAUUCACCUGUAUGAUGUGAAUUAUGCUUUCUUAAAGACGUUCCAAUUCAGGCUUUUAUGAUUUUUUUUCCGCCCCAAUUCUAAGAUCGUCUCAUUGUCAAAAUGGAAGAUGUAAUCUUUUGUUGUUGUCGAAUCAAUAAAGAAA